AUGGGGCAGACCUCCUCCAACCUAAACCUAAAGAAAAUGAGAGGGAAUGAUCACCCAGAGUAUGAACUCCAUUGGCAGGCCGACCAACUGGAGAAGAAGAACAUGGGAUCUCUGUACAUCGAGGAUUGGGAACUCAAUGGCAGAUGGAUUGAACCAACCAGAAUUUGGAUUAAUUGUGACGCUGAAGAGAAUAGACAGAUCUUGAAGAAGAUAACGAAGCUGAGCCCUCAUCUUUCUGAGUUGAAUUCUAUUUAUUUCAAGAGAAUUAAGAACAGAAAAGCAUACAUGAAGUGUAUGAAUUACUGUACCAAGCUGAAAAGUCAAUUGACAGGAAACGACCUCAAAGAGGUUUUGAUUUGAGGAAGUCAGGCAAAUUUAGAGCAAGACAACUUUAGCUUUUAUGCUAGGAGUAUGCUCAGGCUUGUUUCAAUGGCAACAGAGUUGGUUUACAUAGAAGCCUUCAAAAUAUCACACAAACAUUUUGGAAGGAUCCUCAUGUCAUGAAACAACACCCAGAAAUUAUGAUUCAGAAGAUGACAAGUGAAUGUUGCCAAUUUGGAUUAUCUUGAUCAUGUAGGAGAUACAAAAGAUGCCCGCCCAUCGAUCAAGAAUCUCAGAUUAGAAUUUAACACAUUCAUUCAGCCUGAAGAAGACAGUGAAAACUUAGAUGGAUUGAUGCAGAAGAUGGCUGAGUCCAGGCUAAACACUUGCUUAUUCACCGUGGAAAUCUGGCUGAAAACAAUGUCAUUGAACGCAUUCAUAUGUCAGCCAAAGAAAGAGUACAAAUGUGGGAACUUUAAUGUGACUAUUUCUUAUUUGCCUUUUUAGCCUAAUGCCUUUGUUUAACUAAUUUUAC
Molecule: messenger RNA, 856 nt
Organism: Moneuplotes crassus
Lineage: Eukaryota; Ciliophora; Spirotrichea; Euplotida; Euplotidae
Source: the annotation of a GenBank genome assembly